AAGAGUAAGCAAAAGAAGCCAUUGCGGUGUCGUGGCUCAGUUAACAAAACACGAGAAAAAAAAAAAAGAAAAAAAAAAAAGAGACAGGCGAGAGAGGGCGAGCUGGCUGUCAGCGGGAUCUCUUUUUAUUUUUCCCCGAGCCACAUUCACAUGAGCAGACGAGCCAACGCACUUGGCAAACGAUUCUACGCCUGAAUAACGAGAUUGAAGAGGUCCGGAUAUGUCAUUCAUAUUUGACUGGAUUUAUAGCGGGUUCAAUAGCGUACUACAGCUUUUAGGACUGUACAAGAAGUCGGGCAAGCUCGUGUUCCUCGGCCUGGACAAUGCCGGCAAAACCACGCUACUGCACAUGCUCAAAGAUGACAGACUGGGACAGCACGUGCCCACUUUACAUCCCACCUCAGAAGAGCUGACAAUUGCCGGCAUGACAUUCACCACUUUUGACCUUGGAGGCCACGCACAAGCCCGCAGAGUGUGGAAACACUACCUCCCUGCCAUAAAUGGCAUCGUCUUUCUCGUGGACUGUGCCGACGGCUUCAGAUUGGCAGAAUCCAAAGCAGAGCUUGACGGGUUAAUGACGGACGAGACCAUCGGAAACGUGCCCAUCCUCAUCCUGGGUAAUAAGAUCGACCGAUCGGAGGCCAUCAGCGAGGAGCGGCUAAGGGAAAUGUUUGGACUGUAUGGACAGACGACAGGCAAGGGCAACAUCCCCCUGAAGGAGCUGAACACGAGACCACUUGAGGUGUUCAUGUGCAGCGUGCUCAAGCGCCAAGGCUAUGGCGAGGGAUUUCGCUGGCUCUCCCAGUACAUCGACUGAAAACAGCGCCACCUGCGGGCGGCACCCUCACUGCAGCAACAACAAACAAAACAGCAGCAGAAACAGUGGGCUUGCCGACCAACCACCAAGACAACUCGAUCCCAAUAGACUUUUAUUGGUUCUCUGGGUUCUGCACUUACAAAUGCACACACACACACACACACACACACGUUUGUCCCUCUGUCAUAGCUCAAAAUGGACGAGUCUUUUUUUUUUUUUGUACACCGGCGUUCAUUCGGAAACUUCCAUGACGCCCCCGUAGUGCUACACAUGGCAUUUCUAUUCAAUCAUCACGUUUAUUUUUAUGACAUUGUUAGUAAAUCGAAAGGACCGACAACCCUCCUUGCCUUGCCCACCCUGCUAAAAUUUUUUUUAAAAAUCCCAAUUAGCUUUUUUUUUUUUUUUUUUUUUUUACAUAUUUUGAUAGAAACAUGAAAAAGUAGCUUCAUGGCUCCAUAUUAAUAAUGUAUGAAAUGUACACAAACAUGGUACAUUGAUGUUGUAUCCUUUAUGUGCAUUACCACACACUAUUAUGCAUGCCUUGUUCUUUUUCAGCUAUAACCACCCUUUUAUUAUGAUUACAGUUACGAUGAUUAUUAUAGCAGAGAUGGAGAAAGAUGCCAAAAUUACUUUUUUGCAGGGGAGGGGGGGACCAUAUUAACACGCGCACACGUUCAGUUCCCUUGCGUCUCUUCAUUCCAGGAGCAGGUGCUGACUGCAAUCCAAAAGCGAGGCUGGUGGUGUUGUUUGCAUCAUAAAUGUGUAAUAAUAAUAAUAAGAAGGAUGAUGAUGAUAAUAAAUGUUUGCAAUGAAUAACAGGCUUUAACAUCAAUACA
This is a messenger RNA of Phyllopteryx taeniolatus (common seadragon), 1653 nucleotides long. It is a transcript of the gene sar1b, whose product is annotated as secretion associated, Ras related GTPase 1B. Lineage: Eukaryota; Metazoa; Chordata; Actinopteri; Syngnathiformes; Syngnathidae. Gene Ontology annotation, cellular component: endoplasmic reticulum exit site; COPII vesicle coat. The coding region runs from base 221 to 817 and encodes 198 amino acids. The record is from RefSeq and is a predicted model, not a curated record. Gene Ontology annotation, molecular function: GTPase activity; GTP binding. The transcript is spliced from 7 exons. Gene Ontology annotation, biological process: endoplasmic reticulum to Golgi vesicle-mediated transport; vesicle organization; membrane organization.